Molecule: messenger RNA, 2653 nt
Organism: Oncorhynchus gorbuscha (pink salmon)
Lineage: Eukaryota; Metazoa; Chordata; Actinopteri; Salmoniformes; Salmonidae
Product: P3 protein-like
Exons: 1
Coding region: 444-1844 (466 amino acids)
Biological process (GO): bile acid and bile salt transport
Cellular component (GO): membrane
Molecular function (GO): bile acid:sodium symporter activity
Source: RefSeq, a predicted model, not a curated record
CUCUGAUUGGAUUACGGGAGGGUUUAGUGAGUGAGUGAGAGGAGAAGCAGAGGAAACGAUCGUUGUGACAGUUGCUAUCAAGUAAAGACAGUAAAAACCGUAACGUGCAGCGAGAGUUUACCGAGGUAGACAUUUUUUUGUUAGUACGUUAAAAGGAAUCUUGAAUCGAUAUAAAUUUUGCUCUGAAUUUAAAUACGGUUAAUAUGGAUGGGCGGGUGAUGUUUAAUUAAAUUCCGGUAGAAAAAGAGCAAGAACACGGGUGACGCUAAAUGGGUGCCAGAAGAAAUUUAGACCUGGCUGCCUACCAAGCAAUUAUAUCAGGGGAUCUGAUAAGUUUUAUCGCAUUUUGUAAAAGGGAAGCCGUUUAAGACGGACUGGGGAGGUCGCAGGCUGGGCAAAGGCGUGUAUUUGCGGCGCCCCUCUGCCCCCUGUCCGUCAAAACAAUGAGGACGCUAUUUCUAUUCUGUUUUCUCUUCUUGAUGAAGAGAGGAGCAGACUGUUCGAAGGCGGUCCGGUCCCUGACAGACAUCAACACGAACGUGACGGCCGACAGCAGCAGAAGGUAUAUACAAAUCGGGGACGGGACCUCCCAGGAAUUUGAGUUUCCCGAAAACACUAAGGGCGUGAUUGUAAUCUUCAGUCAAUACCGGAGCACAGCAAGUAGGAAGGACCGCGAGAGCUGGAAGCAGACGGUCAAGGUACGCUCCCUGGACCCGGAGGUUCUUUCCAUUCUGAAUGUAAGCGACAGUGGGCAUACGGGGCCCUGGAAGAGUUACAUAAUCAGCAUACGGUCUGGGUGGCCAGGUCGGGCACAGCUGCUCAUUCAGCUACUGGACUUGUACCAGGAUUCUGGUUCGGCUGUAAUUGAGGAAAGGACAGACUACUCCAUCAGGGUGGCUCCUGGCAGUGAUGACCCAGCCGCCCAGCUUAUACAGUCGGGCGGGCUGUCCCAUUUCUCUGAGAACCCUGUCCUAUUUGCCUUGCUGCCACUCAUCUUCAUCAACAAGUGUGCUUUUGGGUGCAAGGUAGAGGUAGAGGUGCUGAGGGGUCUCCUGCGGAGGCCUGUGCCCCUCAUCUUAGGGGUCGCAGGUCAGUUCCUGGUCAUGCCACUGUACGCAUAUGGCCUGUCCAGGCUGGGCUCCCUGCCCAAGGCCCUUUCCCUGGGCCUGGUCAUCACAUGCUCUGCCCCAGGUGGAGGCGGAGGCUACCUCUACAGCCUGCUACUCGGUGGGGAUGUCACUCUGGCCAUCUCCAUGACACUAGUGUCCACAGUGGUAGCUGCAGCAGCCAUGCCCCUGUCCUCUGCCCUGUAUGGCAGGUUACUGGGGGUCCACGCAGCCCUCCAUGUGCCCUUUGUCAAGAUCCUGGGCACUCUUCUUUUCAUUGCCAUCCCCAUCUCCCUGGGCAUGCUGGUGAAGCUACGUCUGCCCAAGCUGACCCGCGUGCUGCUGGCACUGAUCCGUCCCUUCAGCUUCGUGCUCAUUGUGGGCGGCAUCUUCAUGGCCUAUCAGAUGGGGGCGUCUAUCCUGGCCAACGUGAGACCUCAGAUAGUGGUUGCGGGGGUGACUGUGCCCAUGUUUGGCCUGCUGCUGGGGUUUGGGAUGGGGAAGCUGGCAGGGCUGGCAGUGCCACAGAGGAAGACGGUCAGUAUUGAGGUGGGGGUGCAGAACAGUCUCCUGGCGCUGGCGGUUAUGCAGCUGUCGUUCCGGCGGGCGGAGGCUGACUUUGCGUCGCAGGCACCCUUCAUAGUGGCGCUCAGCAGCACCUCUGAGAUGCUACUCAUUGUCCUCUGCCAUUUCGCCCAUCGAAAGUUCUGUGCCCCGAGCGCUCCAACUGACACCUGAUUGUUAGCAGAGUUUCUGUUCUGAACCAAACCUGUAGAGGUCCCACAGAUUUGGCUACAAAUCACAUCGAACAAGAUGAAAACAAUCAAUGACAUUGACACUGUACAUAGGAUAGGGAAUGGACAUUUACGUUUUCUUGAAACCAAAGGCCUUUCUUUUAUGCCAUUUUUUAUUAGAUUGUACUGAUAAGUACCUAAUGUAAAUAGGCAGAAGAUAAAUACCUAUGACGGGAAAGAUAUUUUUCUAUCAGAUUUCUUUUUUGUAAUUGAAAGUAUUGAUUUGUGUCAUGUUUACAAGAGGUCAACGUGUCUUAGGAAUGGGAACGGUUUUUAAAACGGAUGGAAAAUGUGUGGUGUUUUGAAGUACUGCUACUGAUUGUUUUUUUUUCUUCUGGAAUCAUAGGUGGUUAUCUAAGAAUCCAUGUACUUGAAUUAUAAAGAGAAGACAAACAAUAAAAGCAUUCAUAAAAGGAGCCUUGAGUUUGUCCAAGUCUCUGAAGACAUCCGUGUUGCCUCCCACUAUUUUAAAACGCUCCGGCUUGUCACUGUUGCAUAGGAUCUGGUAUUCGAGACUACGUUUGUCCAAGGAGGAGCUUUAUUUUAAAAGGAAUCUUCAUACUGAGCUGUACUAAAGUAAAGAUUGUGCUGCAGCACAGCUGAGCAAUAUAGCCAGUACUUUUGUGUCUGAGAAUAUUUGCUUGUUAUAUUUGUGGACUGAUUAACAUUGGUUUCUUUGUGUGUGCCAAUGUGAGUACAUUUGCAUGUCUCUUUGCAAUGUGUCUUUGUGUGAAUAAAAAAGCAAAAAUGGCA